Mytilus trossulus (common blue mussel) is the source of this 2877-nucleotide messenger RNA. RefSeq lists its product as uncharacterized. Lineage: Eukaryota; Metazoa; Mollusca; Bivalvia; Mytilida; Mytilidae. Bases 526 to 2877 code for a protein of 783 amino acids. The record is from RefSeq and is a predicted model, not a curated record. Gene Ontology annotation, molecular function: protein binding. Gene Ontology annotation, biological process: regulation of apoptotic process. The transcript is spliced from 9 exons.
UCGAGUGUACCUAGCUACAUAACGACAGACCGAGACUCUCGAAUGCCUCCAGCUCCAAAAAGCUUGAAUCUUCAAGCUGCAAGAUGGUCACGGCCUGAUAAGACUCCUAUGGUACAAAAGUUACAAAAAUCUACACAAGGGAACCCUACAAAAGACAAAGAUCAGCUUACAAGCGAUAAAUCAGAAAAGAAGGAGUUGCUUCAGCAACCUUACACAACGCAAUAUAAAACACACAGUGAAGUCAAAGAUCAGAAACAUUAUGAACAUCACGACCUUACGCGUUACUAUGAUGAGUUAUUAGAUAACACAGUUCUUGACAAGAUGGUUCUGGAUAACCUCAUUUCCAGAUGUAUUUUAAUGAUAGAGGACAGAGAAGAAAUUAUCAAACCAACAACACAACGUGAACGUAACAAGGUUCUACUAGAUAUCUUGACUGAACGACCAUAUCCUACCUUCCAUUUGUUCAAGGAUGUCUUACAGGAAUCUGAACCAUCCAAUAGUUGUGUUUAAGAGAUUGUCAGGAAAAUGAUGAGUACUGAAAAUAGGGACGAACACAUUACUUACCAAGGACAGGAGAUUCUUUUAAAUAAACACAAAGUUAAACUACAAAAGAAUUACAUGAUGUUUGUCCAUGGUGUUGACUCCAAAACAGACAUAGCUGACCACCUGUAUCAGUCUGAUGUUUUAAGUACUGAAGAAAAAGAGGAAAUUUGUAAUUCUUCACUCACUCAACAGGAAAGUAAUAGACUUUUAUACAACAAAUUGAUUCGCAAAGGUGGAGAUGCAUACACACACCUUCUUGAAGCUGUAAGACACGGAGAAUACCAGGAUGUUGCUUCAGAAAUGGAGAACACAGAAUUGUCAGAUCAAGAAAUACAAUUGUGUCAAAUAGGAAUGAAGAAACUCAAAGACAGACAUGAGAAAAAAGAUAUUCUGAUGGAUCACGAUGACGUUAUUCCUAAAAAUAUACUUGAGCAGUUCGAAAAACGCUUGGAACAGUGGAAAAAGGAUGAUCAACAGUUUGUUAGCACUGAAGCAGAGAAACAUGUAAUGCAAAAAGUUUUGACACAAAGUUCAGUUACCCUGGUUGGAAAUUCUGGCACUGGAAAAAGUUUUCUCUCAAAACACAUUGCCCUCAUAAUGAAGAAACAUGGCUAUACUGUAAUUCCAUGUAGUAAACCUAAAGAUAUUGGAAAAUGGUUUAAACAUGGGAGGAAAACAUUGUUUGUCUUUGAUGACGUCUGUGGCAGAUAUACUCUUAAUCAACAAAUUUACACUGACUGGAAACAAAGACUUGAUCACAUAAUAUCUCUUCUCGAAGACAAAUGUUGUAAAAUCAUAUCUACAUGUAGAUUGGAGGUUUACAAAGAUGAACUAUUUAGGAAUCUCUCUAUUUUCAAAAUGUGUAACAUCGAUUUAAGUUCACAAGAAUUUAAACUCAGUGCUGCUGAAAAAUGUGCUUUAGCAGAAGUUUACUUUCAGGAAAAUAUUGAUAAAGUAAAGGAAUUAUCAGAAAAAUAUGAUUUUUUCCCACUGUUAUGUAGCUUAUAUCAUAAACAGAACCUCCAGAAGAAUGUAAUCGUUACCUCUUUUUUUAGCAAUCCUUUUGAAGUUUUCAAAGAUCAACUUGUACAAAUGUAUGGAGAAAGUGAUGCUGGUAAGAUGCAGUAUUGUAGCUUAGUCCUUUGUGUAAUGUUUAACAACACAUUAACAGAAGAAAACUUGUCACCAAAAGAGAAGAAGAUAGGAGCAAUGAUAGAAGAUUUACUAGAAGAAUGUGAACUGAAUAAAGGAACAUCCAUCAAACGUUUAAGGAAAUCCCUGGAAACACUUGAAGGUACCUAUGUAUUCAAGGAAGAUAAUACAUACAAAAUAAUCCAUGAUAAGUUGUUUGAUUUCCUUGCCAAGUACUUCGGGGAGAAGAUGUUACAGAUUUUCAUUGAUCAUGCACAUACUGAUUUCAUUGAGGAGAGAUUUCUUCGGAAGAUAACAGAUAACAUGGGCACAGAAAUAGAGUUUGUAAUAAGAAUACCUGAUACCCAUAUAGAUAAAUAUAUAGACCGAUUGGUGAAAGACUGGGAGAACUGUUAUGUAAACAAUGUAUGUCAUAACAGAAACAUGAAUUCUACAACAUUUGCUGAAAUCUUGGUAACUCAUUUAAACGAACUUGAUCUAUCAAAACAGGAAGAACUUGUUUGUACUAAAGAUAUUGACGAUAAAGAUAUAGCACUUAGUGAAUGUUGUUAUAUGGGUACUAUUGACCUUGUCAAAUGGUUGAUAAGUAGGAAUAGUGACAUUAAUUAUUGUAGAGAGGAUGGUUGUUUCCCUUUAUUAUGGGCAAGUCAGGAAGGACAUGUUGAUGUUGUUAAAGAACUGUUACAACAUUUAGCUGAAAUCAAUAAAUGUAGCAAUAAUGGUACAUCACCUCUGUAUAUAGCAACAAGUCAGAAUGGACAUGUUAAUGUUGUUAAAGAACUGUUACAACAUUCAGCUGAUGUCAAUAAAUGUGACAAUAAUGAUGUAUCACCUCUGUAUAUAGCAAGUCAGGAAGGACAUGUUGAUGUUGUUAAAGAACUGUUACAACAUUUAGCUGAAAUCAAUAAAUGUAGCAAUGAUGAUACAUCACCUCUGUGUAUAGCAAGUCAGAAUGGACAUGUUAAUGUUGUUAAAGAACUGUUACAACAUUCAGCUGAUGUCAAUAAAUGUGACAAUAAAGAUGUAUCACCUCUGUAUAUAGCAAGUCAGGUAGGACAUGUUAAUGUUGUUAAAGAACUAUUACAACAUUCAGCUGAUGUCAAUAAGUGUACCAAUGAGGAUGUAUCACCUCUGUAUGCAGCAAGCAAUGGUGGUGUCCUUGCUUCAUCCAUGCAGAAAUAG